CUUCCCCCCUCAGCCUGCGGCACGGCAUCCAGUGUCUCAGACUCCACUGCUUUAAUUUCCAGCCCCCACCCCCCAGGCCCCAAUGACGAGAACUCCCCCGCCCACGCCUCCACUCCACGCCUCCGGCCAGCCGCAGUAACUGCAGCGCAGCCCAAGCCACCAGCCAAAGGCGCGGCCUUUGACCCGCGCCGGCGCCAUGGCUGCGGACGCCACCGCCACCGCCUCCGCCUCCGCCUCCUCCUCCUCCGCCGCCUACCUCCCGCCGGCGCUCCCGACCUCGCGCCUGGACAUCCAGGCCGCUGUCGCCAAGGCCGCCGAGCUGCGCGCGCUCCACGCCGCGCUCCUCCAAGGCGGCGGCGGCGGCGCCUCCAAUGCUGGCACCUACGCCAGUGCCAGCCGCAGCCCCGCCGUCAUCCGCCUGCCGCCGGCCGCGUCGCCGGCGCUCACCAGGCCGGUCCUCCUGCCCGCCGCCGCCGAGGACUACCCCGUGUUUGCCCCGACUUAUGAUGAAGAGCCCUUGGGUGGAAUGAACUACAUUCGGCAAGAUAACAGGAGUCUAUCCGAGAACUGGAGUGGCAUCGGUUUGGACCAUGAUGGCCUAGAAGACGAGGUGGCAUUCUCGGAUUUCGACAAUCACAACACCUUCUCUUCGUCAAACAGCGAGCUACAUUUUUCUUCAUCAAAUGAGCACCUGCGGAACAGAAAGGCAUGCAGAAACCAUCUGUUACUCCUUCAACCCACCCUCUCUGCUGACAGUUUGAUUAGGUCAGCCAGCAGGUUGACAGACUUAACUGAAUUUAAGGCCGUCACAACGUGUAAUACCUGCAAGCCUGCAACUAUCAGUCGGGACACUGAAGCUGAUGCCAAGUCCUUGAAGAACCUCAAUAGCACCGCGCCCCUGUCAAACUACCACCCUGCUGCCUUCUCCCGGACAAGGCACAAAGGGCCACAUAUUCUCUCCUGGCUCUUACCAAAGUCAAAGAGGAAACCGAAAUCAGACAUGUCGCCGAACACCAUCGAAUGUGAGAACAUGUCACAGCUUCUGAAGGACUGGGGUGUGUUCUCACUGGAGUCCCUGAAGAAAGAGGUUGUUGAGGCCAAUGAGCACAGGGACGCUGCCCUGCAAGAAGUAUCUGAGAUGAAACUAUCACUAGGAGAACUGACUACCAAGCUAGUGAGCCUGGAAGCAUACUGUUCGGAAUUAAAGAAGGCUCUAAAGCAAGCGACGAGCGCAAAGAACAUGCAAUGUCACUCAAAGAGAUCGACUAGGUCAGUUAGCGGGAGCAGAGACAAUUCCUUGCCCGUCAGUCAUGAGGUUAUGGUGGAAGGGUUUUUGCAGAUAGUAUCCGAGGCCCGUCUUUCCAUAAAACAGUUCUGCAAGGUAUUGAUACAGCAAGUUGAAGAUGCUGACAACGGACUAUCAGAUAAACUAAAUUUACUCCUACAGCCAUAUCAAAUCACGCUCAGUGACAAGCACCCGAAACUAGUGCUGUACCACCUCGAAGCUCUGAUGAACCAAGCAAUGUACCAAGACUUCGAGAACUGCACGUUCCAGAAGAACGGGUCGCCCAAGUGCCUCGACCCUAAGCAGGACCGGCAGGAGAGCUUCGCGUCGUUCGUCGCGCUGCGCAACCUGAGCUGGAACGAGGUCCUGAAGAAGGGCACCAAGUACCACUGCGAGGAUUUCAGCCGCUUCUGCGACCAGAAGAUGAGCUGCAUCGUGUCCACCCUUAACUGGUCGUGGCCAUGGGCUGAGCAGCUGCUGCAGUGCUUCUUUGUGGCAUCCAAGUGCAUCUGGCUGCUCCACCUGCUGGCCUUCUCCUUCAGCCCGCCGCUGACGAUCCUGCGGGUUGAGGAGAACAGGGCGUUCGAUCAGACGUACAUGGAGGAUGUGCUGUUCGACAAGCAGCGGUCGCAGAACCAUCCGCUGCCGUCGUCGUCGCAGGUGAAACUCAUGGUGCUGCCUGGGUUCUAUGUCCAGGACAGGCUGCUCAAAUGCAGGGUGCUCUGCAGGUACAACAGCUAGAUCCGGAGCAUAUAUGUAUAUCUGUUGCUGAUUGGAGGUGCUUCUAGUGUACUUUUGACUGAUUGUUAGUGUGAUGCAGUAGUAUUUGUUCUGCUAUAGGUUGCAAAGUGCUAUAUACUGGGAUGCCAGAAUGUCAUUUUGACCGUUGACGUGCCUGUCAGUCAGUAUAUUUGUAACAUACUUGCGCCGUAAGAGAGCCAUGGUCUGUAAGAAAGAUGUAUUCAAGAUUUUUAAUUUAACAGAUUCCUCCCAACUUUUCGAAGGUGAAAAAGGGGGAUUUUGCUUAACAGUUUUCUCCA
This is a messenger RNA of Sorghum bicolor (sorghum), 2325 nucleotides long. Its product is annotated as IRK-interacting protein. The transcript has 2 exons. The record is from RefSeq and is a predicted model, not a curated record. Bases 197 to 2026 code for a protein of 609 amino acids. Lineage: Eukaryota; Viridiplantae; Streptophyta; Magnoliopsida; Poales; Poaceae.